This is a messenger RNA of Monascus purpureus, 1371 nucleotides long. The record is from the annotation of a GenBank genome assembly. Lineage: Eukaryota; Fungi; Ascomycota; Eurotiomycetes; Eurotiales; Aspergillaceae.
AUGAGAAGAUGCAAGGACACGCUUGACAUUCUCAUUGCAGAUCUCCGGGCUGGCUCCUGCACCAUGGCUUCCUUCAAUCGCCAUGUUCUUCCUACUUUAUUCUCGCUGUCCUUCUGGUCCCUCUCGUGUCUUGGUCAGACAUUGCGAUAUGCGCCCCCUGAGUCCGUUGGGCUUCUCCCAGAACCUCUGCGGCUAAUGGAGAAGAACAUCUCCGAUUACACGCGCUCGGCAAAUUAUUUGUACUAUACAAACUACGAGGAACAUCCCAUUCAACCUGGUGGAUCUGUGGUGGUUGGACAUGAUUCGGCAAUCGUCAGCGAGUUUGCAUUCGGAAAAGCAAUGCUAUAUGCAGAUGCCAAUGGAACACUGCUUCCAGAAGACGAACAGACCACUGCAUUCAUUGACACCAUAUACGACAUGGCCAGCUUAACCAAGGUAUUCACUGCAACAGCGGCAUUGCGACUCAUCGAAGAUGGCCUGCUUGAUUACAAGAAGACCGUUGCAUCGUAUAUGCCCGAAUUUGCAGCAAAUGGGAAAGAGAACGUCACUGUACUCAUGCUAUUGACGCACACGAGUGGCUUUCCUCCAGACCCAGAACCUGGCCUGUGGUAUAAUGCGACGCUCGAGGAGCGCAGAGAAACAGCCAUCCGGUAUCCAUUGGCCAACGCACCUGGAACGACUUAUACAUAUUCGGACCUGAAUUUCAUCAAUACGGGAUUCCUCCUGGAAAAGAUUUCGGGGGUCCCACUUGAUCUUCUCAUCUAUUCUAUCACUGCGCCUCUCGGCAUGACCAGUACCUUCUACAAUCGCGGUGACGUCGAGGGUCCCCUCUUUCCUUUCUACCCGCGAAUUGCCCCCACGGAAUACGAGUUGGAAGUCCAAGGGCAAGGUCCUGUCGAGCCUCAGCGGCCUCAGCCCGUACAUGGGACAGUCCACGAUGAAAACGCAUGGUCACUUGCCGGCGUCAGCGGCCAUGCGGGAUUGUUCUCCACGGCUCCGGAUCUAGCCAAGUUUUGCCAGAUGAUUCUGAACAACGGAACAUACAACGGGAUCCAGAUACUUAAGCCGGAAACGAUUGAAUUGAUGUUCACCAACUUCAACGUCGAUUUCCCGGGAGACGAGCAUUCGAUCGGAUUCGAACUGAACCAAUACUACUUCUCUGGGCCCAUGGCUAGUAUGCAGACGGGAGGUCACACAGGAUUCACAGGGACAACGAUUGUGAUUGAUAGGCCAUCGAACACAUUCUUCGUCCUCUUGGGCCACCGGGUACAUCCCAACCGCAACUGGUCAAACAACAACAUCGCUCGACAGGCACUGGGAUACUGGGUGGCGCGGUCUCUGGGAAGAGAUGUUACUUUCCCGGAACUCUAG